Messenger RNA from Pieris macdunnoughi, 414 nucleotides. NCBI's taxonomy places the organism in Eukaryota, Metazoa, Arthropoda, Insecta, Lepidoptera, Pieridae. The record is from the annotation of a GenBank genome assembly.
AUGGCAGUAACAUAUAAAUUAACAUUUAUGUUAUUAGAAAUUUUAUUUAUAACUAUUCUUAAGUGUUGUGCAGAUGAAAAUUGUGAGACACUGCCUUCGGAAAUUCAUGUUACGAAAGAGGAGUAUGACGAUAUGGGAAGUUUGGUUCGGUCAUGCAGUGGAGAAGUUGUGGUGAAUAAAUGUGAAGGGAUAUGCAAUAGUCAAGUUCAACCUUCUGUUAUUACACCCACAGGUUUUUUAAAGGAAUGUUUCUGCUGCAAGGAAAAUUAUUUACGCGAGCGCCUGGUGACAUUGACGCACUGCUAUGAUCCUGACGGCCUUCGUUUAGAAGACGAAGAGCGAGCCACAAUGGAAAUCAGACUUCGGGAACCAGCUGAAUGCAAGUGCUACAAAUGUGGAGAUUACAGUCGAUAG